CCCGUUAGGGACACUAUGGUCAGACACGAUGGUAGGUCCUUUCGUAUUGACUUGACUCCAAAUCAACAAAUCCCCUCUCCCUGCCCGUCCCCUCAACCCCCGAGGCUCCGAUUGGAGGGGGCGCUGCAGCGCUCAACAAAAGGGCCGCUGGGCAGCAGCGCUUGUACACGGCGGCGUAUAGGGGCCCUGCUGCUCGCAUUGCGGGGCGUGUCCUCCCAAGCUUCCGGCGCCCGAAGCGGAGCAGGCGGCCGGGCAGCUGUGACCGAGCGAGGCAUGGGGAAGCGGGUGGCCCUGGUGCUGGCCGGCUGCGGGGUGUUCGAUGGCAGCGAGGUGCACGAGGCCUCGGCCGCCCUGGUUCACCUCAGCAGGGGCGGGGCGCAGGUAAGGAUAUUUGCACCCAACAUAGAGCAGAUGCAUGUAGUGGAUCAUUUCAGAGGAAGUCCAACAGAAGAGAAGAGAAAUGUGUUAGUUGAAAGUGCCAGGCUAGCAAGAGGCAACAUUGAAGAUCUGGCUGAACUGAAAGUUGGUGAAUUUGAUGCACUCAUUUUUCCAGGUGGAUUUGGUGUAGCAAAGAAUCUGUGUUCCUGGGCAGUGGAUGGAAAGAACUGUACUGUCAAUGAGCUUGUGAAGUCCACUCUUCAGGCUUUCCAUAGUGCGAAGAAACCCAUUGGCUUGUGCUGUAUAUCCCCAGUGCUGGCAGCUAAAGUCUUCCCAGGUUGUGAAGUCACAGUUGGCCAAGAUAAAAAUGUAGAUGGAAGGUUUCCUGAUGCUGAAACAGCAUCUGCUAUAGUAGAACUUGGAUGCAAGCACAUUUGUAAAGAUGUUGCUGAAUCCCACGUGGAUGCCACCAACAAAAUAGUCACUACUUGUGCUUUCAUGUGCAAAGCUCCACUGCAUGAGAUCUUUGAUGGAAUAGGAACAAUGGUGGCAGAAGUCCUGAAACUCAGCUGAGGGUACUCUGACAUCUGCUAUUCCCCUGCAAUGACGUGACUACCAGUAAAUAUAAAACAUUUACCUGUACUUAACUAUAUUAAUAAAAUAAUGCAGUUAGUGA
Messenger RNA from Gopherus flavomarginatus (Mexican gopher tortoise), 1054 nucleotides. RefSeq names its product glutamine amidotransferase-like class 1 domain-containing protein 3, mitochondrial. Bases 16 to 951 code for a protein of 311 amino acids. NCBI's taxonomy places the organism in Eukaryota, Metazoa, Chordata, Testudines, Testudinidae. The transcript has 4 exons. The record is from RefSeq and is a predicted model, not a curated record.